This is a messenger RNA of Fragaria vesca subsp. vesca, 711 nucleotides long. Its product is annotated as cyclin-dependent kinase F-3-like. Gene Ontology annotation, molecular function: protein serine/threonine kinase activity; ATP binding. The coding region runs from base 1 to 711 and encodes 236 amino acids. NCBI's taxonomy places the organism in Eukaryota, Viridiplantae, Streptophyta, Magnoliopsida, Rosales, Rosaceae. The transcript has a single exon. Gene Ontology annotation, cellular component: nucleus; cytoplasm. The record is from RefSeq and is a predicted model, not a curated record. Gene Ontology annotation, biological process: protein phosphorylation; intracellular signal transduction.
AUGAAGUGCAUCCUCCGUGGUUUCAUUCGGCAAAGGGAGCUCAACGGAAUGCCUUUCUCGGAAGCCGAAAUCCGAUCUAUGGCCUUGCAAGUGUUUCAAGGACUAGACUUUAUGCAUCGCCAACGCGGUUACAUGCACCGGGAUUUAAAGCCCGAGAAUCUGUUGGUGAACGAGCGAAAAGAGGUCAAGAUCUCGGAUUUGGGCAGUGCUAUUGAGAUAGACUCGAGGGGAAACAUGUUCGACCAUCACGUCACUACAUUGUGCUAUGAAGCCCCGGAGAUGCUCCUUGAGACCUCCUAUGAUGAGAAGGUUGAUAUGUGGGCGGCGGGGUUGAUCCUAGUCGACAUGUUUCAAAUGUUUCCUCUAUACAGAGGUAACGAUCAAUUGUAUAUGAUGCGCCAAGUCUUAGGAGCUCCGGAUUGCAAUUCAAAAAUCGGAAGGAUGGUUGCUGAAGCACUUGUAAACAAGCCUGAACGUGAGGAGGAGAAGGGUGGUGUUGGGUUUCGAGCAAUUUUGCCAGAUGCUAGUGAAUCCGCGAUUGAUCUAAUUCAGUCCCUUUGUUCUUGGGAGCCUUCCAAGAGGCCAAGUGCUGCAGAGGCACUUCGGCAUCCGUUCUUCAAGAGUGCAAACAAUGUUGCGGCUGCUCCUGCCUUCUCAUGUUGUGCGGUUCCAAAGACGACAAGCUUAUCAUACAUGCAGCCAAUAUGCUAG